Messenger RNA from Theileria equi strain WA, 627 nucleotides. RefSeq lists its product as hypothetical. The transcript has a single exon. NCBI's taxonomy places the organism in Eukaryota, Apicomplexa, Aconoidasida, Piroplasmida, Theileriidae. The record is from RefSeq and is a predicted model, not a curated record. The coding region runs from base 1 to 627 and encodes 208 amino acids.
AUGAAGGUUCUAACUGUUCUACUGACGGUAUGUUUGGUAGGAUUGUGUCACUGUGGAGGCGAUGACAGUAAGGGGGCAUUAAAGAGAGGAGUGGGUAGUCAACCUACUCCACUACCUCCACAAGGAGUUCAGGGUAAACAAGGAAAUGCUCCAGCUGCCAAGGGGGAAACUCUACCUUCUCAGAAAGGCCCAGUACAGACAAAUGGACAGUCGGCUGCUCAGCCUGGUCAAAAGGCAACUCCACCUACUCAACAAGGACAACCUGCUAAACCAGCGACUCCAGUUACUCAGUCGGCUGGACAAAGAGUUACUCUGGAUCUUGCUCAUCCUGACCGGUCCAAGGUAUGUGUAGAUGAUCAUUAUAGUAAUGGAGUAAAGACCAAGAAAUACUCUCCAAAGGAUGGUUAUCAUAUAUCUUCAGUUUUGGACGGCGCAAAAGAGGUUUGGAAGGGUGAAUCUCAUCAAAAGUUUCUAUCUGCAACAUUGUCAUCCAAGGGAAAGUCAUCAGUACUUUUAAUUUCUACCAAUGCUGGUAUAAAACACUUUAAGAAGGAUGGCAGUAGUUGGACUUCAUCGAAUGAGAAAGACUAUGAAGAGAAACUAAGGGAAAUGAGGUACACUGACUAA